This is a messenger RNA of Dryobates pubescens (Downy woodpecker), 1706 nucleotides long. It is a transcript of the gene TXNDC15, whose product is annotated as thioredoxin domain containing 15. Gene Ontology annotation, biological process: cilium assembly. Bases 1 to 1581 code for a protein of 526 amino acids. Gene Ontology annotation, cellular component: cilium. The record is from RefSeq and is a predicted model, not a curated record. The transcript is spliced from 6 exons. Lineage: Eukaryota; Metazoa; Chordata; Aves; Piciformes; Picidae.
AUGCCUGCUGCCCCCAGCCGCACACCUCCGCGGCGUGUCCCGGUGCGGGCCCGCGGCCUGGCCGAGCGCGCGUCUGCCUGCUCUCCGAGCCGCAGCAGGCUCCUGUCCCCUCAUGCGUGGCAGGCGAAGGCGGCUGUGGUGGUGGCGUCCCCGCUCCUGCGGCCCGCGCUGCCCUCCCUUGCCCGGAUACCUCCCCCCGCGCGGCUCCCGCAGCCCGAGCGGUCGGGCGCUGAGGGCCGCGUGCUGGGCGCAGCUCCUCCUCCCGACGGCGGGCGGAGCCGGCCCCGGCGGAGCCGCUGCCCGAGCCCCGCCGCGCCCUCUGUCGGCAACGUGAGCCAGCGCAGCGUGAGCCGGAGCAGCGUGACAAGCCCAAGACAAGAUGGCGUCACGACGCGCUGCGUCACGACGCGCUACGCACGCACGGGCGGAAGCCCCGCGCCGGAAGCGGAAGUGCUCCCUGGUUCCGUAGGAAGUGGCCGUUGUCCAGGGAGACGCAGCGCUGAGGAGGCGGCCGGGGCCGGGGCCGAGCCGAGCCCGAGCCGAGGAUGUGGCGGCUGCUGCUGGCUCUGGCCUGGCUCCUCAGGGCUCUUCCAGGAGGGACCGGGUGGCGCGCGCGGGGAGGCCGGGGCCCGGCCGCGGCUCGGAUCUGACAUCUCCCUUCCCCGCGCAGGGGCAGCGACAGAGCAGAGUGCCGGCGGGCAGCCACCUGCUCCCGAGGGCGGCGGCGAGCCGGUGCGGUACCGGACUGCGGAGAUGGCGGACGCUAUGCUGGGCAGCGGGCUCCCCGCGCAGCAGGCCGUGAUGCUCUCGGUGGUGCCGGGGGAGACGAAGGACGGCCAGGCGCUCCCCAUCGCCAAGGGGGCUUGCGAUGCGGCGGCCGGAGGCGAUGCGUGCCUGGCGGGCAGCAACCCGGAGGCUCCCCUCGGGCCGGCGGGCGGCCAGGGGCGGGAGCAGGCCAUGCUGGAGACGGUGCUGCCUGCCGAGGAGUCUAACACCACCGACAGCGCCAAGGCUCCCAAAGUGAACUGCGAGGAGAGAAACAUCACCGGUAUCGAGCGCUUCACUCUGCAGAUCCUGAACGUGUCCCAGGAUCUGAUGGAGUUCCUGAACCCAAACAGCAGCGACUGUACCUUGGUGCUGUUCUAUACGCCGUGGUGCCGCUUCUCUGCCAGCCUGGCACCUCACUUCAACUCUUUACCUCGGGCAUUUCCAACUCUUCACUUCCUGGCCCUGGAUGCAUCUCAGCACAGCAGUUUAUCAACUAGAUUUGGAACUGUGGCUGUCCCCAAUAUCCUCCUUUUCCAAGGUGCUAAGCCGAUGGCCAGGUUUAAUCACACAGACAGAACGCUGGAAACGCUGAAAGACUUCAUUUUUAACCAGACAGGUAUAGAAGCUGUUAGUGACGUGGCUGUGACCAAGGAGGACUGGGAGGGUCCCCUGCCCAGCGUUCUGACCAAAGGCAUAGACUGGCUGCUGCUCUUCUCUGUGCUCUUCCUGGCCAGCUUCAUCAUGUACGCGACCGUCCGAACCGAGAGCAUCCGCUGGCUGCUCCCCGGGCAGGAGCACGAGCACCAGGAGUAGCUGGGGCUGCUGGAGCAGGGGCAGGACUCCCCCCGUGGCAGCCUGGGGAGCUGUCCAGACUGGAAGGACAGAAGAAUGAACUGUGAAGUGUCUUGGCUGUAAUUUAUCAUCUUGAGUGGAAAUCU